Cydia fagiglandana is the source of this 3359-nucleotide messenger RNA. It is a transcript of the gene carmine, whose product is annotated as AP-3 complex subunit mu-1. The record is from RefSeq and is a predicted model, not a curated record. Lineage: Eukaryota; Metazoa; Arthropoda; Insecta; Lepidoptera; Tortricidae. Bases 114 to 1364 code for a protein of 416 amino acids. Gene Ontology annotation, biological process: intracellular protein transport; endocytosis. The transcript has 10 exons. Gene Ontology annotation, cellular component: clathrin adaptor complex; cytoplasmic vesicle.
AUAAGCUGCCAGCUUGGUAGAAAUUUGUUCUGGCGCCGUGAUACUUUAUUAAUUUCUAAUACACUAAUGUUACGAAUAAAGUUGAAGUACAUAUCUUUUUGUUAAGGAUCACGAUGAUUCAUAGUUUAUUCAUUAUUAACCCCUCUGGGGAUGUUUUCCUUGAAAAGCAUUGGCGUAGCGUAAUUCCAAGAUCUGUGUGCGACUACUAUUUGGAAGCUCAACGAGCCUCGCCUAAUGAUGUGCCUCCAGUUCUGGCAGCGCCCCAUCACUACCUUAUCUCCAUUCAGCGAGGUGGCGUGGCUCUUGUGGCAGUUUGCCAGCAGGAGGUGGCACCGCUCUUUGUCAUUGAGUUCCUACACAGGGUUGUAGACACUUUCCAGGACUACUUUUCUGAUUGCACAGAGACUAUAAUCAAAGAAAAUUAUGUUGUUGUGUACGAGCUUCUUGAUGAAAUGUUGGAUAAUGGGUUCCCUCUGGCAACUGAAAGCAAUAUUCUGAAAGAAUUGAUCAAGCCACCAAAUAUUUUGAGGACUAUAGCCAAUACAGUUACAGGAAAAUCCAACGUUUCGUCGAUCCUACCAUCCGGCCAGUUGUCCAACGUGCCGUGGCGUCGGUCUGGCGUGAAGUACGCCAACAACGAGGCUUACUUCGACGUCGUCGAGGAGGUGGACGCCAUCAUAGACAAGAGUGGCGCCACCGUCUCCGCUGAGAUACAAGGCUAUAUUGACUGCUGCAUCAAAUUAAGUGGCAUGCCCGAUUUGACGCUCACUUUCGUAAACCCGCGCCUGUUCGAUGACGUCUCGUUUCACCCUUGCGUGAGAUUUAAACGAUGGGAGUCUGAAAGAAUCUUAUCGUUCAUCCCUCCGGACGGCAACUUCCGUCUGAUGUCGUACCACAUCGGGUCCCAGAGUGUGGUGGCCAUACCCAUAUACGUGCGGCACAACUUGAUGCUUCGCUCCAACGGGGACCACGGGCGGCUCGACCUGACCGUCGGACCUAAACAGACGAUGGGCAGAACUUUAGAGAAUGUGGCAUUAGAAAUCUGCAUGCCGAAGUGCGUUCUGAACUGCUCGCUGACCGCUAACCAGGGCAAGUACUCGUACGACCCGGUCAGCAAGGUGCUGCUGUGGGACGUCGGGCGUAUAGAGCUACCGAAGUUGCCUAAUAUUAGAGGAACUGUGUCAGUAGCGUCAGGCGCGGACACGACAGGCGCGACGCCCAGCGUGAACGUCCACUUCACGAUACCGCAGCUGGCCGUGUCCGGGCUGCGCGUCUCGCGGCUGGACAUGUACGGCGCCAAGUACAAGCCGUUCAAGGGCGUCAAGUACGUCACCAAGGCGGGCAAGUUCCACGUGCGCAUGUGAUGCGAACCCAACCCGGACCUGGCGUGGCUCUUCCUCAGGUUGCUGUGACCCGACUAAACGAGUAUGAACCUGCUAGUAUCCUUUGUAUAUGUCGCUUAACCUUUUGGACGCCAAUUACCGAUAUGUGCGCACCGUAUGCGCAUCGGUCACAGACCACAAAGCAACAUAGACAUACGUGCAUAUGCAUAAAGUUUAAUUUCAGUUUUGACACUUCGGUGACGUGGCAUCAGCGUGACAGCUUUUGUGUUUGACACUGCGUCGAAAAGGUUAACUUCAAACUUACCUUUUCUUAAUACCUUAAUACUCUUAAUACCAAUAUCGCAUAAUCUGACAUAUGAAAAUUUACCCGAGUUUGAAGUUAAGCGACAUAUACAAGUCGAGCAAGUUGAGCCGUUCAUUAACGUCAAGUACAUCACUAAGGCGGACAAGUUCAACGUGCGAAUGUGAUGAGAACCCAACCCGGACCUGGCGUGGCUCCUAAGUGUAAGUGUGGCUUGAGUGGACGCUCGGAGCGGAGCGUUCGGCGGGGCGUGCAGCGUGGCGUCGGGCUCACAAGUGAUUUAAGCAGCGCGCACUAAGGCCGCUCCUAAAUGUUUGCAUUUGUUUAACAUGCACGCCGCACUCCCCGCCCCGCUGCACGCCCAACCCAAGCGUCCACUCAGCCUUAAACUAAAUGUAAUUUCUAAGCUAUUAAUAUGUUAUGUUUCGCUUUGGCUUGGCUAGUAAAGGUCUAUUUGCCUGCUAUUCGCCCAUUAAUCUAUGUACAUAUGGACAUGGCACGCCGGCAGUCUCUUGGCGUCAUACGUUUAGAUAUCGAGUUAUACUCGUAGAUAUAGUAAUAUAAUUCGUGCCAGCAGGGAUGCACGGGGCGGGUCGACGAUGUCCAUCGUGUUUUGUGAAAUUGUAAGGUAAAUGAUGUAACUUAUAACCGCGUUAACAGUAUGCCGCGCCGCCAGCCGCCCCGCCAGUCGCUUUAGAUUUAGACCAAUCUCGUGGCCAGGCCGUUAGCCUGAAACGGAACGGAGCGGUCUUUUUAUACUUAUAAUUAGGAAAAUUGUAUAAACCGUGACGGCGAUUGGAGCUCCAUUUUGUAAAAAGGCUGUUAUUUAAAGCCUAAUCCACAACCCAACGGUGGUUAGUCAGAUGUAAAAUGAUUGAUGUUAAAGUUCAUAUAAAUAUAAUUCUACCUGUAUGUUACUGAAAUAAAAUAGAGGUUAAGAUAUUUUGAGCGUAUCAAUAGAAAUAAUUUUACAUCUGAAAAUAAAUGUAUUAGUCAAGUAAGUUACGCGGGUAAGUUCAUUUAUAAUUCAAAGGUGCGAUUCAGUCUUGGUCAGCUCUACUGAUUUGAGUAAUUUUGUAAACGUCUGUUAGAUCUACCAAGUUGUCGAUAAUCAUCCGUCAUUUUGACAUUUUGUAAUUGUUAGAGAUACACAAUUUUAUGAUACCUACGACUGGCGAGCGAGAGAUUUUCACUUUCAUGGAUAGAUAUCAAUAUUGUAUGUAGAUGGAAAGUAUAAAUAUGCAAUUUUCAUGUACUUGUUGAUUAUUAUAGUGUUAUUUAAUUUAGAUCAACAUAUUAUGUAAUCAUAAGGUGAAUGUUAUACAAUAUAUCCGAACGUAGUACUUAUUCUACAAUAAACUUAAUGUCAACUUUUUACACUAGGCGUCAAGAUACAUAUCUAGAUGUAUCUUCAUAUGGAUUUGUCGUCGCCAUAUCUGAAGCCCCCUCCAGACUAUGCGCGUGAAUCGCGGGCGAAGUUGCGAACGCGAGUUUGGAGUCGAUUUCGCUGUCUGCGAAAAUCGACGCCACACUCACGUUCGCGGCUUCGCGCCGCGAUUCGCGCACGAGUGUGGAGGAGGCUUGACACUGCAUGUAUAGUCAGUAAUAGACUUGAAGGCCAAUAAUGAUGAUGGAUUUUGUAGGCACGAAUGAUUUGUAUUCUUUCGUUUGCAAAAACUAUGUAAAUUGCUAAUUAUAACGGUUUUAUAACUUAA